This is a messenger RNA of Macrosiphum euphorbiae (potato aphid), 1626 nucleotides long. The record is from the annotation of a GenBank genome assembly. NCBI's taxonomy places the organism in Eukaryota, Metazoa, Arthropoda, Insecta, Hemiptera, Aphididae.
AUGCGUAUGUUUUGGACCAUGAGCGAUCGAGAUCCGAUCGACAGACAAUAUACUGAUGCAUUGAAAUUAGGCAGCUCGUGGAAGGGUACUCAGAGUUUCCAUCCGAGAGGUCGAAAGUUCAAACCGAACACGGAUUACUACAAGCGAUGGGACGUCACAAUGGAUAACUUACGCAUAAAAGACGACGUUGACACUCUGUACUGGUGCAAAAUUUUCAGAGCCCCGAAGAUUUUUAAGAAAAACCAUAUUGUUGGGUUCGUGCCUUUGCUGAACGACGACACCAAGCGACUUGUCCACCACAUGAUCCUCUACGAGUGCUACGGCGGCCCAGCCACAAUGGAAAAGUAUGUGACGCUAAAAGGAAAUCAGUGCUAUGGGCAGGACAUGCCAGAAGACUGGAACAAGUGCGUGUCGCCGGUGGUCACGUGGGCGAUGGGCUCGGACGGGCAAUUUUUGCCAGAUCACAUUGGCGUGCCGAUUGACGGUCGUGAAGUGUACUACAUGUUGGAGGUACACUACGACAAUCCCACGCUGAAAAAAGUAAUGGACAACUCAGGCGUUAGGGUGUAUUAUACGGAGUUUUUGCGUCCAAAUGAUGCGGGCAUCAUGGCCGUUGGUAUGGCCGUGUCUCCGAUGCACAUCGUACCACCGAAGCAGCUUGCCUACAGGACGGCCAGUCUAUGUGACAAAGAUUGCACAAACGUCAUAUUCCCGGAAAGGGGCAUAAAAAUCACGUCCGUCCUUUUGCACGCCCACAUGGCGUCCAGGCAGCUCAAACUCCGGCACGUCCGCCACGACCAGGAAAUGGCUACCAUCGCACAGGACGACCGUUACGACUACGAUUAUCAGCAAGCCAGAGAACUUUCUAAAGAAGUGACUGUGUUUCCAGGUGACGAACUAAUCACAGAAUGCGUCUAUAACACAGUUGGUCGCCUGCAACUAACGCACGGUGGUUAUUCGACCAAACAAGAGAUGUGCUUGGCGUUUGUCACGUACUACCCGCGUACUCCACUGGCAAGCUGUUUCAGCAUGACACCGGUACCGUUCUUCUUCGAAACGUUUGGCGUCCAACAGUUCUUGGACUACAACAUGGAGGGAGUGGAGAAAAUAUUCUUGAAACUGGCCGAAAGCACGACUAAAAAUCCACCUUCUCAGACGACUACGACCACGACAACGUCGAUGCCGGCGUUAAAUAACGCGAAAAUGUUGGACGAACUCAACCAGGCGCACAUUGCGUAUCUGAUGAAACCACCGUCAUUUACGAUCGACGAUAGCAAGGAACAAAAUCUAUUCAGGGAUUUGGAAAUCAUGGAACCCGUCGAAUUCCAGAACAAAACGUUCCAACAGCAUUUGGAAAACUUGCCGUGGGAAGACAGCCUGUUGACAAAAACCAUCGAAAGGCGACUGAUCAAUGGCAAGCACAUGACGUUCUGUCGGCUACAUAACGACACGUUGGCCUUGAUGAUGAAUACGUACUUGUUUCCAAACUUCACGGCUUACACUGAGCCGAAGACCUCAAAUGUUGCAUGCGUGCCGUUAUCGAACAAAUUCGAAAACUCUGCCUUGACAGUACAAAGUUCCUACGUAUUGAUUUCAUUAAGUAUCGCACUGAUUUAUAUGUAUUAG